UUUUUAGUUGAAGUUCUUAUCCACAGAAAGUCGGCCACCGUAUUCCACGUUCCUCGUUUUUUAUCCCCAGCUUAAACCACUGCUUACUGUCUCCUCCACCGGCCACCGUUGUGCUCCACCGCUUCAUUUCCUCAACACAUGUUUGAAUGAACAAAAUGUCCUUAUCCUACCACUCUUUCUCCCCACUCCUUUCUCCUUCCACUAAAUUUCAUCAUCCCCUAAUUCCCUCCAAAAUCCCUCACCUGCAUCACCAUCCAAAGUUCUCCGUCGUCCACCGGCGGAUUCUACUCACCGUCGCGGCGAGAGGCAAGCCUAAAGAGCUCAUCCUCGGUAACCCUACAGUUACCGUGGAGAAAGGCAAGUACAGCUACCACGUCGAAACCCUUAUCAACAAGCUAUCGAGCCUCCCGCCGCGGGGUAGCAUCGCGCGUUGCCUCGACACCUUCCGCAACAAGCUCUCCCUCACCGAUUUCUCCCACGUCUUCAAGGAAUUCGCCGCCCGCUGCGAUUGGCAGCGCUCUCUCCGUCUUUUCAAGUACAUGCAGCGCCAGAUAUGGUGCAGCCCUAACGAGCAUAUUUACACUUUAAUGAUUGGAAUACUUGGCCGCGAAGGCCUUCUCGAUAAGGCCAUGGAGAUAUUCGAUGAAAUGCCAGCUCACAGUGUUGCCCGAACCGUCUUCUCCUAUACUGCAAUCAUCAAUGCCUUUGGCCGGAAUGGUCAGUACCAAACUUCCCUCCAAUUACUUGAUAAGAUGAAAAAGGAAAAAGUAGUUCCCAACAUUUUGACAUAUAAUACGGUUAUUAACUCUUGUGCUCGAGGGGGAUAUGAAUGGGAGGGGUUAUUGAGUCUAUUUGCUGAAAUGCGACAUGAGGGGAUUCAGCCAGACUUGGUCACGUAUAAUACUUUGUUAAGUGCUUGUGCAAAUAGAGGAUUGGAUGAUGAGGCAGAAAUGGUGUUUAGGACAAUGACUGAGGGUGGGGUUUUACCUGAUAUAACUACUUAUAGUUAUUUGGUUGAGACAUUUGGAAAACUAAGAAAGUUAGAGAAAGUCUCAGAAUUGCUUAGGGAAAUGGAGGCAGGAGGGAACUUACCUGAGGUAACAUCCUAUAAUGUCUUGUUGGAGGCAUAUUCUCAUUCAGGGUCAUUGAAGGAGGCUAUGGAUGUUUUCAGGCAAAUGCAGGCUGCAGGGUGUACUCCUAAUGCGGAGACUUAUAGCAUUUUGUUGAAUUUAUAUGGAAAGAAUGAGAGGUAUGAUCAGGUCAGGGAUCUCUUUCUUGAGAUGAAAAUUAGUAAUACAGAGCCAGAUGCAGAUACGUAUAACAUUCUUAUCCAGGUAUUUGGGGAAGGCGGAUAUUUUAAAGAAGUAGUGACAUUGUUCCAUGAUAUGAUGGAAGAGAAAGUGGAACCAAAUAUGGAAACUUAUGAAGGAUUGAUAUAUGCAUGUGGGAAGGGAGGGCUUCAUGAAGAUGCGCAGAAGAUCCUUCUUAGUAUGUACAGAAAAGAGUUAGUUCCAAGUUCUAAGGUUUAUAACGGUGUUAUUGAAGCUUAUGGACAGGCUGCAUUAUAUGAAGAGGCUACUGUUGCUUUCAAUACAAUGAAUGAGGUUGGAAGCAAGCCUAUGGUUGAAACUUACAAUUCUCUGAUCCAUGCAUUUGCUAGAGGGGGACUUUACAAAGAGGCUGAAGCAAUAUUGCUUACAAUGGAAGCGGAGGGUGUUCAGAGGAACGGAGAUUCAUUUAAUGGCAUGAUUGAAGCAUAUAGACAGGGAGGCCAGUUUGAAGAAGCUAUAAAGACUUAUGUUGAUAUGGAAAAGGAAAGAUGUGAUCCAGAUGAACAAACCCUUGAGGUAGUUCUAAGUGUCUACUGCUUUGCAGGUCUAGUUGAUGAAAGCGAGGGGCAAUUUCAAGAAAUAAAAUCUGUAGGCAUACAACCUAGUGUUAUGUGCUACUGUAUGAUGCUGGCAGUCUAUGCAAGAAGUGAAAGGUGGGAUCAAGCCUUGGAAUUAUUAGAUGAGAUGUUAACAAAUAAGGUGUCCGAAAUGCACCAGGUUAUUGGACAAAUGAUCAAGGGGGAUUUUGAUGAUGACAAUAACUGGCAGAUCGUAGAGUAUGUCUUUGACAAACUCAAGUAUGAAGGAUGUGGUCUGGGCAUUAGAUUUUACAAUGCACUUCUAGAAGCACUUUGGUGGUUUCGCCAGAAGGAAAGGGCUGCAAGAGUGCUAAAUGAGGCAACAAAGAGGGGACUGUUCCCUGAAUUAUAUCGGAAAAACAAACUUGUGUGGUCUGUAGAUGUACAUAGGAUGUGGCCUGGAGGUGCAUGUACUGCAAUAUCUGUCUGGCUUAAUAAUAUGCAGGAACUGUUGCCAAAAGGGGAGGACCUUCCUGAAGUGGCAACAGUUGUGGUGGUACGAGGUGAUAUGGAAAGGAGCAAAAUUGGUGGAGAUUCUCCAAUUGCAAAGGCUGCUUAUUCUUUUCUGGAGGAUUAUGUUUCAUCAACGUUUAGUUUCCCCGUGUGGAACAAGGGCAGAAUAAUCUGCCAAAAGUCUCAAUUGAAGCGUAUUUUUGGCAGUAGUGAAUCAUCUUCAGAAGGCUCAAAAGGUGGCAUCCAAACUUCUCUAAGUAACACCCCCAUUCCUUUUUUGGCUACACAGUCAUCUACAAGGGACGCAAAAAGAUCAAAACAUGGUAGUAGUGAAACCAAAAAGAACAGAACACGUUCAGAACUUUUGGCAACCACAACUUGAAUGGAUACGUGAAUCCAAGGCCAGCUUUUUGUGACCAGGGGUGCACACACAAAGAAAUGUAAGAACUCGUGGCUGUCUUCCGAAUGAUGAGAUGGUGGGUUUUUCAGUGGUGGAGAAUGAGGUUCCGGUGCCAAUGUUGGAUAACACUCACCAAUAUGUCAGAAUACAUGGUGUGCCUUUAUGACUCACUUCUCAGGUAUGCUUUGGCCACGAAAUGCUUACAUUUUUGUGGUGCUUGGUUUAGUGAAAGACCAAUGGGUCAAGGGUGUGGAUUUCCCCUUGUGUAAAUUAAUGCAUCAUUUUUGUUUAGUUACUCUUUUUGUCUGGAUUUAUUUGGAAAUUUUAGAGAAUGUAUCUGAUCAGGAGGUGGCAAUUACAACCCUAUUCAGAUGGGAAUUUUUACAGCUUUCGGUAUAUUCUGUUAACUGUUUUUUGA
This is a messenger RNA of Ipomoea nil (Japanese morning glory), 3180 nucleotides long. RefSeq names its product pentatricopeptide repeat-containing protein At1g74850, chloroplastic. Bases 147 to 2744 code for a protein of 865 amino acids. The record is from RefSeq and is a predicted model, not a curated record. The transcript has 4 exons. Gene Ontology annotation, molecular function: protein binding. NCBI's taxonomy places the organism in Eukaryota, Viridiplantae, Streptophyta, Magnoliopsida, Solanales, Convolvulaceae.